GCGAGUGGCGGGUGGGCUCAACGAGGGCCGGCGGCUGGAAGGCGGAGCGGGGGAGCGCGAACUGAGAGGUUCUGGAACUUGCGGUGGAAGGUGAGGGCCCGGGGCCUGCCUGGGAGAGAGGGCGACGCCUCCGGGAUGUGCGAUCCGAGGCUGGUCCGACUGGCCCUGCUGCAGCAGCUGCGGGCUGCCUAUGGCAUCAAGGUCAAGGGUGGCCGUGGACCAGGCGAUCGCAGGAGACCUGGUACGACAGCCACAGAAACAGGGAGUAAAAUAUUUGGAGUACCUUUCCAUGCAUUACCACAUUCUGUUGUACCAGAAUAUGGACACAUUCCAAGCUUUCUUGUUGAUGCUUGCACAUCACUGGAAGAGCACAUCCAUACAGAAGGGCUUUUUAGGAAGUCGGGAUCUGUUACUCGUCUAAGGGCACUAAAGAAUAAGCUGGACUGUGGUGAAGGCUGCCUGUCCUCUGAGCUUCCUUGUGAUGUCGCGGGGCUUCUGAAGCAGUUCUUCAGGGAGCUUCCAGAGCCUGCUCUGCCAGCUGAUUUGCAUGAAGCACUUUUCAAAGCCCAGCAGUUAGGAACAGAGGAGAGGAAUAAAGCUACGAUGUUGCUCUCCUGUCUUAUGGCAGAUCAUACAAUUGAUAUAUUAAGAUACUUCUUUAACUUUCUCAGGAAUGUAUCUCUUAGAUCAAGUGAGAAUAAGAUGGACAGCAGUAAUCUUGCAGUAAUAUUUGCACCAAAUCUUCUUCAGACGAGUGAAGGGCAUGGAAAGAUGUCUGCUAACACAGAGAAGAGGCUGCGUUUACAGGCAGCAGUGGUACAGACUCUGAUUGACUGUUCAUCAGAAAUUGGGCGUGUGCCAGAUUUUAUCUUGGAAAAGAUACCAGUUAUGUUAGGAAUUGAUGGUCUCUGUGCCACUCCAUCCUUGGAAGGCUUUGAAGAGGGUGAAUAUGAAACUCCUGGAGAAUGCAAGAGAAAACGAAGGCAAAGUGUUGGAGAUUUUGUUAAUGGAGCCCUAAAUAAACUUAAAUCUAACAGAACACCCUCUUUUACCCCUCAACAGGAUAGAACAGCCCAGUCGCCCGUGUCACCAGUGAUUCUUACACCAAGUGCUAAGCGUAAACUUCCAGGAGACUCUUCUCGUGGAUUUUCCAGUAAGAAGAGGAAGUCCAUGAGGCACAAUUUGAAUUUUGAGCUGUUGCCAAGUCAUCUCUUCAGUAGCAGUUCUACACCAGUAUCAGUUCAUUUGGAUACAAGCCUGGAAGGGUCAUCUCAGAGUUCACUCUCUCCUAUAGUCAGCAGUGGAAACCAUUUGAUCAGUACAGAUAGGCUCAGACGAAGUAAAAGGAUUGCAGGGAAAAAAAUUUGCAGAGUUGAAUCAGGAAAAGCAGGCUGUUUCUCUCCUAAAGUUGGUCGUAAAGAAAAGGUCCGAAGAUCUCUUCGCUUAAAAUUUAGUCUGGGAAAGAACAGCAGAGAUGUAAGUGGAUGUUCAGGCAUCAAUAGAGGUGAAAACGUUGGUCGGCGACUAGCAAAUCAGCAGAGUUUAAAACAUGGAAUGGAAUCUGUAAAAACAGGCCUGCUAUUUAGCCCUGACAUUGAUGAGAGAUUGGCAAAGAAAGCUUUCAAAAAUAUCAGUAAGUCUGAGGAAAACUUACUGACUCCAGAUCGACUAGAUGGAGCAAGUUACCGGAUGUCUUGGACAGGACCGAGUAAUUCAAGUUUUCGAGUAGAUCCAAAUGAAGCUUCUCCAAUAAUGGGAAAUCUUGAGGUGGAAAACUUUUCUUUGGAGCCCAAUAUUACUGUUGAAAAGUCUCCAGCAAUGUCCGGUGAACUCACCCCUUCCACUGCACAUGGCCAGCCUGAUAGUAUUGCAAUGGGAAGUUCCCUUAGUGGGGAUGAAAGUAAUUUGACUUCCGAGACCUUGGUCAAGAUUCAGAAGGCAUUUUCUGAGUCUGGAAGUAAUCUUCAUGCAUUGAUAAAUCACAGGCAGUCGUCAGUAACUAUUAUGGAGGAAGAAAAAAUGAGUGAAGCAUGCUAUAUAAAAAAUGACUCAGAGAAAAAGCUAUUUAAAACUAACGAUUUGACUGUGAGAGAAUCAAAGGAACAUUAUGAAAAUGAUGGUAAAGAUGACAUUUAUUUUUCAGAGGGAGACUUGUUACCACAUCAAAGUCAAAACAUUGGUAGAGAAGCACCUGUAAGAUGUUACUCAAGUCAGGUAAAGGUGGAACCUGAAAAAGAUGUUCAUUUGGUUAUACCAAAAGAUGACCUCUGCCAGCAAGCAGUCCUCAGGACUAAACAAGCUAAGGGACAGCAGUCUCUAGAAGAUGAAGCAAAUACUCAGUCAAAAGAGAAUGAGAGCAUGAUUGCAGAGGAUGUGGUGAAAAGUGCAGGCCCUCAGGAGGCCAAGGCUGGGGCCUCUUCCUCACAGCAGAGUGCAUGCACUGUAAGAAUCACUUCAAAACCUAGGGCUGUGAGACUUGCUAAGCAGCAGUCCCUGGUGGACGAAUGCAAUAAAACCGUUCGUGAAAACUUACAAAUGGCGGAACACAAAAAGGUUUCAGAUCACAUACAGUGGUUUAAUAAGCUUUCUUUAAAUGAACCAAAUAGAACAAAAGUGAAGUCACCUCUUAAAUUCCAGCGUACUCCUGUCCGUCAGUCUGUCAGAAGAAUUAACUCUUUGUUGGAUUACAACAGACCACCUGGAAGGCAGAAGUUGGACCUUAGUGAUGCUUCUUUGGUUAAAUCAGUGAGCUGCGAUAGUUCUUUUCCCUCAUGUGUAGAAAGCACAUCAAAAGAUUCCUCUGUGCCGUGCACUCAGCCAGGUCUUGAACAGUCUACAUUGUGUAGUCAGUUGAAUGACGCAAUUUCAAAAUCAAACAUGGACCUAACUUCUAAAUCUUUCUUGAAAAUGAAGAGGCACCCAGAUGCUGUGCAAGGCUUUCUCGGGUCCACUAGAAUUUGUAAAGAGGAUGGCAAAUGUGAUGGCCAGAUUAAGGUUCCCUUGGAUGAUCUGACUAAUCAUGACAUAUUGAAAUCUGUGGUCAAUAAUAAUACAGGCAUUCCUCCCAGGAUAAAAAACAAGGUUCUUAGGAAACCAUCAGAUAAAGAAAGGGUUUGGUACAAAGGUUCUCCAAAAAAUCCUAUAGGAAAGACUAAACUGCUACCAACAAGUAAGCCUGUAGACUUGUAAUUACCAAAUGUAGCAGGGCUUGGUAGCACUUUAAUCCCAGAACUUGGGAGGCUGAGGUUAACUAGGACAUUUGUUUUUCAGAGGGAGACCGUAAAUUCAAGGCCUGCCUGGGCUAUACAGUUCUCGGUCAGCCUGGGCUAGAGUGAAACCCUGCCUCAAAACCCAAAAGGAAAAAAUUCCAGUGUGAUACUUAUCAUUAAUGUAAUUGAAAUUAGCUGCAAGUGAUGUGACUUGCAGGAUAAUGACAUGUUAGUUGGUAGCUUAGCGUGAUUGUUAAGCAGCAGAUUUUCUCUGAAACAAUUUUAUGCAGGAGCAACUUGAAUUUUCAUAUUUGCACAUAUGACUGCUUUUUGCUUAAUUAUAGUAUUUAAACCUAACUUUACUGUGAUCUCUUAAAGCAAAGGUUAUACUUAUCUCUUAAAAGAAAUUAUUGGCUGGAUUUAUAAAAAAUGAAUUUUUAAGAUAGCAUGAUUUUUGUUGUUUUGUAUGUGUGAUAGGACGAGUUAGGUAGUUGUGCCUGUUAUUCCUCCAGUCAGAUGAGUUUUCUUUAUAGAGCUCUCCAAUGGAAGGGGCUAGCCCUGCAAAUCUUAUAUUUAUCACCUUUAUGAUAGUCCUAGGAAUUAAUUUGCCUUGAUGGUAUCCUAAAUCUUCAUUCCUAUAUGGGGCAGAGGAGUUUAGUUAGUAUCUGUUACACUGUUUUCACUUGAAUGAAGAGAAGAGCAAUGGUUAAUGACGAAGCUGUGCUUGUAUAUUGUGAUAUAGAUGUAACUGAUUAAUUUUAAGACAUACUGUUUUUAAAGGUAAUCUUGUACAAAUACAUCUGAAUCGAUUUUCUCUUGCAAAUGAAAUUUUUAAGGAGGAAUAAUAAACUUGGAAAAUUUGAUCAAGGUGCUUGAUUGUGGAGUUUGAACUGUGGGUGUACCUCUGUAUUUUACUUGGAUAAAGAAUCAAGCAGUUUUAUCUUGUGCUUAAUUAUUAUUUAUUUAGCAUACACAUUAAAGAUAACUUUUGGAAAAUUA
Messenger RNA from Jaculus jaculus (lesser Egyptian jerboa), 4208 nucleotides. RefSeq names its product Rho GTPase activating protein 11A (gene Arhgap11a). The transcript is spliced from 12 exons. Gene Ontology annotation, biological process: signal transduction. Lineage: Eukaryota; Metazoa; Chordata; Mammalia; Rodentia; Dipodidae. The coding region runs from base 136 to 3189 and encodes 1017 amino acids. The record is from RefSeq and is a predicted model, not a curated record.